UGUGUGUGUUAAUUAUGGCUGUACAGAUGGAGAAGUAUCUCUCACUCUGAAGCAAGAGGUUCAGCGCUCAACGCAUAUUUCCUUUUCAGGCGACUUUGACCCCUAGUUUGUGUGUGUGGAGGGAAAACAUUUUCUCUUUUCCCCCUCCCUCACUCUCACACACUCUCACAUGCUUGGAGGAGAGUGUGUGCCAAAUUACAUGCAGACUUUUGCAUCAAGGGUGAAAAGUUGGAAGUAAAACUUUCCUCCUCUUGCUACGCUCAGCUGCCCAAACUCACUCACGUCUCUCAGCAGAUGGAGUGAGGAAAGAACGUUGAGCAUUUUUCAGAACAGCACAUGGAUAUGGCACACACGGUGAAAACUCCACUACGGAGGUCCUUCAGCGAGCAUGUGAAGGACUCGACCAAUAAGGCUUGGGAUAUAUUCUGGAGAAGUGCACGUGAGAAACGUCUGUCAGAAAUUGAAGCAAAGGAGGCUUGCGAUUGGCUCCGAGCAGCCGGCUUCCCUCAGUAUGCACAGCUUUUCAAAAAUUGCCACAUUCCUAUUGACAUAGACUGGGUGAAGAGUGAUCAUGAAUUCCUGGAUAGUGACACAUUAGACUCUCUCUGCAGGAGACUAAACGCCUUAAACAAAUGUGCGGAGAUGAAGCUGGAUCUGAGCAGAUUCAAACGACGAGGUGAAGUUGAUGACGAUGUGGAGCCCUGUGCCAUCAGCCCUAAGUGGUCCUACGACCAAAAGAGUAGGCGCUGGAUACGUACAGACGGUAUGGACUUUCUGCCAUCUGUGGACAGCCCUAUCUCAAGUCUUAGAAGGUCUGAAAGCUGUGAGGCUUCUCUGUCAGACAGCAGUGAGCACCAUGAGAUUCUCUCCAUGCACAGCUCCAGCAGUGCUGACAGCGAUGCCGGUGGUCCAACCCUCAAAACUUCCGAAGAUCCUGAGACAAGCCGAAGCUCCUCUAGAUGCUCCUCCACCUACAAACACUUGUCCCCAGACAGCUCCUACAGUGGACCUCCAUCUCCAGGAGAGCCUCAUAACAGCAGUGAAGAGCGCUUCACUGAGAAGCCUCCUCUGAAGAAGGGUCAGAGCCUUCUUCGCAAGAUGGACAAGCUCCGACUCCGAGGGUCAACACUAUGGCCCCAUGCCCAAGGUGGGAAAUCACGGUUUGUCAUAAGCAGUCCUAUACUACAGGAGGGUCAUGGGGAGGACAAGCAUGAGGAGCUCCACCCUCUUAACAUUUCAGGGCUCCCGGAUAAGACGUGUAGCCCAGUGUCCUGUGCACCACCUUAUAGCUCCAGCAGCAGUCCCUCAGAGAACAGCAGUGCAGUCAGUACACCCAGUCCAGUCACCAAGGUUCGUAGUAACUGUAAAAGACAGAACAUUCAAUUGCAGGCAAAAGAACAAGCCUGUGUUAGUGAGCAGAAACUCCCCAACCAACACAGUAUUAACGGUAACACCAUAUUUGAGAUUCCAGAUGGUCACAAGCCAGGCACUUUUCCCACCGUUCUGCAAAAUACUGUGCUGUCACCCAUUGAUAACACCUCCGUCAACUGGAGGACCGGAAGCUUUCAUGGAUACCAUCGCCGUAGAUGUCGAAGCAAUACAUCCAAAGACCAAGAACCACCAUGCAGUCCUCUGGUGGCACAUGACCAUCGUGUUAGCAUUUAUGACAAUGUUCCAGAUAAUUUGCAAAUUAUAGACGACGAUGUAUUUUCAGCCUUGGAUAGUGUAAUGGAACGUAUUACUGGACUACAGCAAUUGGUCACUUCAUGGACAGACAAACUUCCUGAAGAUGGAGAUUCAGAUUUCUCCCACUCCAACUCUCCUUCCCCUUCUUCUCUGAAUGACAUCCACCUUGAGAUCAAAGAGCAGAGUGAAACGGACCAAACUGGCCCAAAGCAAAAUUACAACAAAAUCUCACAGGAAUGGUCACAUACAGUUCAAUUCUCUUGUGCUCAGAAACUUCACUGGUGCAGUGAACAGAUCCUCACACAUAGCUCCACCCCCCGAGCCAUUGAGUCCCAGCUUGCCCCCUGUGUUUCAAUGCUGCAGAGACUGAGUCUGCUCAGAUUGACUGUUCUGAUGGACAAACACUCACCCUUCAGCAAGCAAGGAUGGAACUGGACAGUUCCAAAAGUCUACAGAAAGAUAAACGCUUCAGAGCAGAAGAACAGGAAGGUGUUUGGUGUGCCUUUGCUUCAGAGUGUUCAGUGGUCAGGGAAACCUCUGCCUCCAAGCAUCCUCAGAGCAAUGGAGUACCUUAAGACUGAGUGCCUGGAUCAGGUUGGCCUCUUCCGGAAGUCUGGAGUCAAAUCUCGAAUUCAGUAUCUAAGAGACAUGAUUGAGGCUGACCCUGACGGCUUUUCCUUUGAGGGCCAGUCUGCGUUCGACGUAGCCGACAUGAUAAAGCAAUAUUUCAGAGACCUACCUGAGCCCAUUUUCUCCAGCAAGCUGUGCGAGAGUUUCCUGCACAUCUACCAGUACUUCCCAAAGGAUCAGCAGUUUGCAGCUGUCCAGGCUGCCAUCUUCCUCCUGCCUGAUGAGAACCGGGAGGCUCUUCAGUGCCUCCUCUUCUUCUUCCAUGAAGUAGUGGCCUGCGUGGAAGAAAACCAGAUGACCCCAACGAAUAUUGCUGUUUGCUUGGCCCCCUCUCUGUUCCAUCUCAAUGUCCUCAAGAGAGACAGCACCAGCAGCAGGGCAGGCCAGAGGAAGUACAGCUUGGGAAGACCGGAUCAGAGGGAUCUGAGUGAGAACCUGGCUGCUACUCAGGGGCUGGCACAUAUGGUGACGGAGUGCACUCGACUGUUCCAGAUGCCACAUUACUGGCACGAGAGGAAUCCCAGCACCUUUAACGAAGACGGCCUCAACAUGGACGCAGGCUCUGCUUUAAAUACAAGCGAGACUGAUGUAGCAGACCGAGCCCGGCUAGACGUCUCCGUCCAGCAGCUCCUGAGGGAGGCGAGGGAGAAAACCAAAAGCUGGGUAACCUGCUCCACCUCCGAUCAUGUGGAUGUGGCAUUUAAAAAGGUGGACGAUGGUUACCCGCUGCCGUUGUGGAGGGGGACAGUGGAAGUGGACGCUCCUCAGAAAGAUGUUUUCCAACGUGUGCUAAGAGAACACGACCAGUGGCAGAGCGACCUCCAGCACAGCGAGGUGGAGACCUUGGACAAGGAUUCUGAGAUCUACCACUACACCCUGCAGGCGGUUGGCACAAGACCACCUCUACAACAUCUGCUUUUGAGGACAUGGCAGUCUGAUCCUUCAUCAGGGCCUCUGUUCGUGGCGGCCACUUCAGUCGAACACGCUGACACACCAAACAGAGGGGUUACAGCCCAAGUGCUGUGCUGCAUGUUCCUGGUGGAGCCGACGGGGCCAAAAAAGUCACGACUCACACACUUUUGCCGCACAGAUACCAGGGGCCGAUCUCUGGAGUGGCACAAUAAAGUUGGUGGGCACCUGCUUUCAUCCACCCUGGUGGCAAUUAGGGACUCCUUUAAGUCCAAGACGAAAGACGCAAAGCUAUGAAAGGACACCGAGGAGUGAUUCAUGCAACCUUGAACUGAUUUGAGGCCCUUCAGAAGAACAAGAGGAAAAUAAAAUAUCGUUGUAUGAGGAGUACACAGGAUUUCAGAAGGUGUUUCACAGGCAGCACAGGACAAUAACAGAGCCUUUGUAACGCAGAGACGAGUCUGGUUGACGAAGAAGAACAACCAUAUGAUGAGAUGUUCCAGGACAGUCGGUCUGCUUGGCUGAUCAAGAAUGACUAGGAGGAGCGUCAGAGUAAUGAAAUGUCUUAUCCCAUUUGAAGGACCUUUUGACAAAAUAACAGACUGCAAAGGUGGUCUCUGACACCCGCAGUUUUUAAAAGCAUUAAAAGGACGACUGGGUGACGAUGUGAAAAUCUACUUCUUUGGGGAGUCGCUGUGGAAACACCACAGGUGCUUUACCUCCAGUAGUGGCUUGUGAUCAUAGAUUUCGGUAAGGCAGGACGACAUUAAUAACGACAAAACAAAAAGUUGAGAGGGUAUUUAGUGAAUUUCAAGAAUCCACAACAUACCGUCCUCCAGUGUACAGUCCAGCAGUUUGUUUUGAGUGGUUUUUAGAUCUAUCUUUGUUCACCUGUGUUCCUUACAGAAGGUGUGUUUCCCGAAGAGCUAAUAUCAUUAACCAGGGUUGCCAGGUUUCAGCAAAAUUUCCAGCUAUAUCUCAAAAACCACACAAAAUACCUGAAACUAGCCCAAACAAAUUUGGGCAUUGGAAAAGGGAGACACAUUUUUCUCAGCCUUUUGUGUGGAAAACAAGGCCACUGUAGUGCGCACUCAUUUCUGAUGUACGGAUAUUAUCCAAUCCAUAAUCCCCCUUUCCCUCUCUCAGCCAUACAACAGAAAUGCUUCUGUACAUCAUAGAUGCACUGUCUGCAGAACACGUUCCUUUGUUUGCGAAGACUUUAGUAGAUUUAAUUCCGAAUAUUUGCUUUAAAACAAGAUCUUGGCGGCUGCGUCGUUUUUUUUUUACUAGCUCAAUUUGGUGUAAAAAAAAAAAAAACUGCGAUCCUGGCAACUCUGUUAUUAACCGUCCUGUCCGCUGGUCCUCCUCUAUUAAAAAUGUUCAUAAAGCAAGCAUGAGGCAGCGUGAUUCCCGCCCCAAUGGGCCUCUAUUUAUUAGUGUGAUGCAGUUCCCAUUUUGCAAUAAUAACUAAACGGAGCUGAAUGGGGCAGUGAGCACACUGCACCACGAUUGCACAACAUCUAGAAAGGCGAGCGAAUCAACAGAACAUCUGUCAAAUAGCAAUGCUUUUUAAACUCAUUAGUCGUCCAAAAGAGGUAAUUAGUAUUUCAAUGGAAUUUAAAAUGUAUUGUUUUGUGUGAAUGAGGACUUUAUGAAGAUUAACACUUGUUGAAUAAUAUAUAUGGUGGGACUCCACAUUACCUGCCUCUAUAGACGAGCCGCCACUCAUUAUGUCAAAGUGUAACAGUUGUACAAUAAGGAAAUUCGUUUGUACAUGAGCAACUAUGACCCUGAUUCAUGUUGGAAACUGUAACUAACAUUCGCAUAUUUAUUCCAAAGUGUUCAAAAGCAUUUCUGACAACGCUUAGCUCCUCCACCGGAGAGGGCAUGAAUGUGAUGUGGCAUGUUAUAGUGGAGUUUAAUGAUGUUCACUAAAUGCCAGGCUUCUAUUAACGUUGCAAUCUGAAUAUGUAUUGGUACAUAUUUAAAGAUGUGUGAUUUAUUUUAUUGAACUUAUAAAUCGUUUUAUGAUGACUUAAUUUAAUAUAUCAAUGUAUUAAAUGUUACAGAAGAGAUUAUUUAAACGUAUGUAAACCAUUAAAGAUGGCUUGGACUUGCUGAGCGGUUUUAUUAAACUUUCUUCACUACGCAGUUUGCUACCUUUUAAGCUAAUCAGCUCUAAGCAGUGCAUUCAUUGUUAAAAAUAUAUUUCUUUCAUUUUCAUGGAUUUGAAUGAAACCUUUAUCAGAUGGUUUAUAUGCAUGGAUUAAAAUGUCGCAUAAAGAUUGUAUUUUCGUACAGAAAACUGUGUAGUAUGUAUUAUCAAAAUGCACACACGUUAUCAAAAGUUCAUUUUGUGUUUCAAAUCAGAAUAACUAUUAUAGGAAUUUUUUUAUAAUUUGAUGUGUAAUAAAUUUUAUCUGUGAAAAUUUCUGUGACUGAAGCAAGG
Messenger RNA from Pangasianodon hypophthalmus (striped catfish), 5674 nucleotides. RefSeq names its product rho GTPase-activating protein 7. Gene Ontology annotation, molecular function: protein binding; lipid binding; GTPase activator activity. Gene Ontology annotation, biological process: regulation of Rho protein signal transduction; actin cytoskeleton organization; signal transduction. NCBI's taxonomy places the organism in Eukaryota, Metazoa, Chordata, Actinopteri, Siluriformes, Pangasiidae. Bases 337 to 3522 code for a protein of 1061 amino acids. The record is from RefSeq and is a predicted model, not a curated record. The transcript is spliced from 14 exons.